AUGUGUUGUAGAUCGUCGAAUGAGAGAGUGGUGAUGCUGUUCACGGGCACACUACGCGUUCGCGUCGUCGAAGCACGCCAGCUGCGACCGACCGAAUGGUCGCGACGAUUCACGCAGAACGAAUCGGCGGCGGUGACACUCGACACAUAUGUGAAUGUCGAUUGGGAUGAGUAUGCGAUGGGCAAAACCGCGGUGCGGCCGAAGACGAAUGAGCCGCGCUGGAACGAGGAGUUCAUCGCGAAUGAUGUGCAUCAGGGACGGGCGAUAGGAUUCUCGAUAUUUCACAGCUGUGUGAUGCCGCCCGACGAUUUUGUGGCGAACACGCGCAUUCCGUUCGAGGAUCUCAAAAUCGGAACAAGUAAUGAUAUUUGGGUCGAUCUCGAACCUCAUGGACAAUUGCACGUGGUUGUUGAAUUGCACGGGACCAAUGUAGAAGAUAUGCAUUCUCACAAUAAGGAACGUGUAUUCAAAGAGCGAACAAAUGCUUUCAAUGAUAGGCAAAGGCGUGGUGCUAUGAGAAGGAAAAUUCAUGAGGUUACUGGUCACAAAUUUAUGGCAUUGUUCUUGCCUCAGCCGACAUUCUGCGCGCAUUGCAAAGAAUUCAUAUGGGGUAUUAUUGGCAAACAAGGAUAUCAGUGUCAAGUAUGUACGGUUGUUGUUCAUAAGCGCUGUCACGAGGAGGUUGUUUGGAAAUGUCCUGGAAGCAAAAUGGAGGUUGUCGAGGAAAUUGGCAAGGAGAUCGCUGAUUCGGUCGCUGGACGAUUCAAUAUCAAUAUGCCCCAUCGAUUCUCGGUCCAUUCGUACAAGAGACCCACAUUCUGCGAUCACUGCGGCUCUAUGCUUUAUGGUCUUAUUAAUCAAGGAUUGCAAUGCUCGGUGUGCAAGCUGAAUGUACAUAAGCGGUGUCAACGGAAUGUUGCCAACAAUUGCGGUAUCAAUGCAAAGCAAAUGGCCGCCGAAUUGGCGCAACUCGGUCUCACCGGCGACAAAAUGAGCAUUCGGAGCAAAAAGAAACCAUCGAUCAUGUCCGAUAUCAGCACAGAAGCAUUGGGAACAUCGACAUCAGAUAAAUCGGGUUAUUUACAACAAAUUAGUGAGGAUGAUACAGGUGGCGAGGCGACGAAAAGCUCAAGUACACCCGGCGGAACGUUAUCGAUCAACGACUUCACUUUCAUGAAAGUUCUCGGAAAGGGCUCGUUCGGAAAAGUGAUGCUCGCCGAGCGCAAAGGCACUGAUGAGGUGUACGCGAUCAAGAUUCUCAAGAAGGAUGUGAUCGUGCAAGACGACGAUGUCGAAUGCACAAUGUGCGAGAAGCGGAUUCUGUCGCUUGCCGCGAAACAUCCGUUCCUGACGGCGCUUCAUAGCUCAUUCCAAACACCUGAUCGAUUGUUCUUCGUGAUGGAAUAUGUGAAUGGAGGAGAUUUAAUGUUCCAAAUCCAACGGGCCCGCAAAUUCGAUGAAGGUCGAGCUAGAUUCUAUUCGGCUGAGGUCACGUGUGCCUUACAAUUUUUGCACAGGAACGAAGUGAUUUAUCGAGAUUUGAAACUUGAUAAUAUUCUUCUCGACGCUGAAGGCCAUUGUCGAUUAGCCGAUUUCGGAAUGUGCAAGGAAGGCAUUAACAAGGACAAUCUGACAAGCACAUUCUGCGGAACUCCCGAUUACAUCGCCCCGGAAAUCCUGCAGGAAAUGGAGUAUGGAAUCACUGUGGACUGGUGGGCUCUUGGUGUGCUGAUGUACGAAAUGAUGGCCGGACAGCCGCCAUUCGAGGCUGACAACGAGGAUGAUCUGUUCGAGGCGAUCCUCAACGAUGACGUGCUUUACCCCGUUUGGUUGUCGAAAGAAGCGGUCAAUAUUCUCAAAGCGUUUAUGACGAAGAAUGCCUCGAAACGACUUGGCUGCGUCGCAUCGCAAGGCGGGGAAGAUGCGAUACGAGCGCAUCCGUUUUUCCGAGAAAUCGAUUGGGAUGCGCUGGAGGCGCGACAAGUCAAACCGCCUUUCAAGCCAAAGAUUAAAUCGAAACGAGAUGCGAACAACUUUGACAGCGAUUUCACCAAAGAGGAGCCGGUGCUGACACCAUCGGAUCCGGCGGUCGUGCGCGCCAUCAAUCAAGAAGAAUUCCGCGGCUUCUCGUUCAUCAAUCCGCAUUUCCAAUACUAG
This is a messenger RNA of Caenorhabditis bovis, 2157 nucleotides long. The record is from the annotation of a GenBank genome assembly. NCBI's taxonomy places the organism in Eukaryota, Metazoa, Nematoda, Chromadorea, Rhabditida, Rhabditidae.